AUGUCUAUUCUCUCCAAGCCUAAUCGGGGGUUCUUGCUUAACGUGGACCGCAAUCCUAUACUCCAUGGUGUCUUGAAGAAGACCUUCUACGAGCAAUUCUGUGCGGGCGAGAACGCAGCAGAGACUAAGGCUACUAUUAAGGAAUUGAAGGACAUGGGAUUCCGUGGUGUGAUUAUGACAUACGCCAAAGAGACUGUGUUUGAUCACCGUACCAAGACUCAACAUGGUUUGGGUGUUGCCGCUUUGGAGGCACAGGGGAAUGGAGAACAAUUAGAUCCUCGCCUGGUCCACUGUGCCAAUAUUGAAGCUUGGCGGAAAGGAACCCUCGAAACGGUGGAGCAACUUGAAGAUGGAGAUUACCUGGCUGUCAAAUUGACUGGGGCUGGUCCUACGGUCACCGAGGCCUUUUCCAAGGGCGAUCUUCCCCCAACCCAAAUGAUGAACGCCAUGGAUGAAAUCUGCCAAAGAUGUAAAGAGCGCAACGUUCGAAUUCUUGUCGAUGCCGAGUCCCAACACUUCCAAUGGGGUAUCCUUCGAUUGACCCUCGACCUCAUGCGCAAGUACAACCGAGACGGAUACGCCGUGGUCUACAACACGUACCAAGCCUACCUUAAGAGUACAUCCGAUACUCUCACCAAGCAUCUCACCGCUGCCCAACAAGAAGGGUUCACGUUGGGUCUCAAGCUUGUUCGGGGUGCUUACAUGGCCUCUGACGAACGAGCCCUCAUCCACGAUACCAAGGCGGACACUGAUAACGCCUACAACACUAUUUCCCAGGGCGCUCUGAAGCGCACCAUCGGUGACUUUGGAACGACAACCCCCUUCCCUUCCGUCAACCUCUUCCUGGCCAGCCAUAACCGCGAGUCCGUCAUGGCCGCUCAUCACCUUCACAAGCAACGUACCCAAGCCGGACUCCCCACCGUCCCCGUCGGCUUCGCCCAGCUCCAUGGAAUGUCCGACGAAGUGAGCUUCUCUCUUCUCGCUCUUAAGGGGAGCGAUGGGACUCCGGAGGUUUACAAGUGCUCUACCUGGGGUGGCAUGGGAGAGUGUCUAGCAUACUUGUUGCGGAGGGCUAUUGAGAACCGGGAUGCGGUGUUGCGGACGAGUGAUGAGUAUAGUGCGCUUAAGGCGGAGUUUAAGCGUAGGCUGAAGAGAAGUUUCUCUUUUGUACGCAGAAAUGAAGAAAUGAAGUAUAGAUGA
This is a messenger RNA of Penicillium subrubescens, 1200 nucleotides long. Its product is annotated as proline dehydrogenase family protein. Gene Ontology annotation, cellular component: mitochondrion. Gene Ontology annotation, molecular function: proline dehydrogenase activity; FAD binding. The transcript has 2 exons. NCBI's taxonomy places the organism in Eukaryota, Fungi, Ascomycota, Eurotiomycetes, Eurotiales, Aspergillaceae. The record is from RefSeq and is a predicted model, not a curated record. Bases 1 to 1200 code for a protein of 399 amino acids.